Sporisorium graminicola is the source of this 1950-nucleotide messenger RNA. RefSeq lists its product as uncharacterized. Gene Ontology annotation, biological process: regulation of transcription by RNA polymerase II. Bases 1 to 1950 code for a protein of 649 amino acids. The record is from RefSeq and is a predicted model, not a curated record. NCBI's taxonomy places the organism in Eukaryota, Fungi, Basidiomycota, Ustilaginomycetes, Ustilaginales, Ustilaginaceae. The transcript has 2 exons. Gene Ontology annotation, molecular function: RNA polymerase II cis-regulatory region sequence-specific DNA binding; DNA-binding transcription factor activity, RNA polymerase II-specific; protein dimerization activity.
AUGAGCGUUGUAGUACAACUGCCACCCAACAACGACAUUCGCACCAUGCCUACCCCAUCCACUUCGGCCGCUGCAACGCAGCACUCGGCAGAAGCCAUGAUACAAUCCAUUGACUCGACGGACAAGCCCUCCGAUCUUCCACCCAUGCCCGUUCCGUACGAAGAUUUUCACUUUUCGCUCGACUUGCCUGCUGAGCUCGACCUCAACGACCUACAGUUCAUCAGUUCCGCUGAUCGCAGGGGAGGUCCAUCAAAUCCCAUGACGCCCGGACUCACAUCGCACUUUUUGGCAUCAACACCACAGGCCAUCGCGUUUGGUCACGACGACGUCCACAUGGCUAGCAGGUCAAAUAGCCGCAGGGGAAGUCUCUCCAAAGGAAGCAGGCCAGCAUCGCCUAGAAUCGGCUCUUUGCGCUUCUCGGAAUCCGCUCUAAGGCCACCUCCGCCUCCUGAUUUCGAGCCCUCCGGUCCCAACAUGUUCGACGUCGACGCUUUUGCGAAUGGUACCCUGUCGCCCUUCGGCAUCGGCACACCAAGUGGUGCUGACAACAAGCCGCUUCAAAACGGUCCGCUAUUUGACGCCAAGGAAAAGAACCUGCUUGUCAAUUUCUUGGAAGGCUUCGAAUGGGACUUUGAUCCGAGUCUUCCCGAGGGCAUGCCUAGCUUCUCGGCGGCCGCAGCAGAGAGAUCCGCGGCAGCUGCAGAGGCCAUGGGUUUCCCAGCAGAUCUUGGCUCAGCAGCACCAGCGAGUCGAGACCCCAUGCUUCACGAAGGCCCAGCCAUGUCAGCAGCAGCGCGACGAUUGCAAAACAAAGCAGCGUUGGCGUCUGGCUCGUCUGGCUCCAAUUCUGGAUCGGCGACCGCUUCGUCGCAAAGUCCUCACGACACGUCUUCGACCAGCACAUCACCGCACGGCUCGAAUCGAGGGAAUGCACCACGACGAUCGCACAGCAACAACAACAACAAGGGCCGGUCUUUCCACCACGAGGCGGAUCUCGUCAACACAGCUUUCGGCGGCGGCUUGUCGGAAUGGUCUUCGGCUACUGCAGCACCGCAUCAGCCACCAGUGCAGCAUGCCUAUCCACCACAACACGCAGCAUUUCAUGACAACUCUGCGACGGGCAGCAAAAGACAUGCGGGCCACUUUGGCGGAAAUGAAGCGGACGAGCAGACGCAGGCAGCACUUGCGCUUGGAUCGCUCACGGGAAUGCAUGCAGAGAUGUUCCGCAUGAGUGCUGGUCUUGAUAUGGCGCACAGAAAUGACAAUGAACCCAACAACAGCAUCGGCAGUAGCAACAGCAAGAAGCAGGGGUCCGUCGCGCAACUGCCACGCGCAUCGAACAGACCAGGGUCUGCCAGCAAACAAAAUGCAUCUGGCAAAAAGCUCAAGACGGAACACGAGGACGACGAAGACAGGCUCAGCCAAGCAGAUGCCAGUGCAGCGAGCAGGAGGGAGCUUCUCACCGAGUCGGAGAAGCGUCAGAACCAUAUCCUGUCUGAACAGAGGCGGCGAAACUACAUCCGUGAAGGCUUCAAGGAUCUCGUCGUUCUGCUGGAUGACGGGCGCAAUUUCGGAGCGAGGGCGUUGGGCCUGUCUUCUGGAUUUGGCACGGGCGUAGAGGACGAAGGGCUUGACGAUCGAACUGAUGUUGAGGAUGUGGUUGAUGUGUUGUCCGUGGGCAGGAAGAAGCCGCCCAAAAAAGCGAAAAAGGCGGGACCCGAUGGAGUGCGACAGCGCGGCAAGGGGAGGGGAAGGGGAGGCAGUGCCGGAGGAGGUGCUGGGUCCAAGAGUGCUGUGCUGUUCCAAGCGGUUGAUCUGAUCCGGUGGCUGGACGGCAAGAGUAAAGAGCUCACGCAGCAGUGUGAGGCGCUCGAGCAGUUGGCGGGUAUCCAAGAGCCUGAGGCGAUUGUGGCGGCUAAUCGACCCGCUAGUGCUGCAAAAGCUGCUUAA